Messenger RNA from Hyalella azteca, 1432 nucleotides. RefSeq names its product nuclear polyadenylated RNA-binding protein 3. The record is from RefSeq and is a predicted model, not a curated record. The coding region runs from base 203 to 1432 and encodes 409 amino acids. The transcript has 3 exons. Lineage: Eukaryota; Metazoa; Arthropoda; Malacostraca; Amphipoda; Hyalellidae.
AGAUAAAGCAGAUAGUGCACGAAAUGACGUUCUUGUUUAAUUAAGAACGAAGAUCUCUCAGGCCUCGUUCGGCUAACUCACUCGAACCUCGAAUGAAACAACUACGACCACGACAACGAACCUCUCUAGCUUUAAAAACUAAUAAUUAUAGAAUUUAACGUAAAAUACGAUCUGUAAAACGACCUAGGAUACAAAUAAAGUUAUGGCAAAAGUUACGAAAAACCGACGCCAGGGGGCGUGCUUACCGCCUUACCUGCUGCUGCUACUGGAGGCCCUCGUGCUGAACCUGGCUGCGGCUAAGCCUAUGGACCGGGAAAGAAUCAAUCCACUGCAGCUGUCCACCUUCAAGGGAUAUCAUUACGAUUACAGUCUAGGAAACAAUGGAGUUUACAAAUUCCACUACAGUCUUCCGACGAGCUCUCGUCAAGAGCAGCGCGACGAGAAAGGCGAGGUGAAGGGAUCGUAUUCCUUCGUCGCCCCCGAAGGUGACGAGUUCGACUUCAAGUACGAGGCGGGCAAGAAAGGCUUCCAAGUGAAGAGCAAGGCGCUGCCGACGCUGCCACAAGACACCGACGAAGUCAAGAAGGCAAAACAAGAAUUUUUUGAGGCGUACAAAAAGGCCCUCGAGCUCGUCGGCUCCAAGGAAAAUGAAGGAAGCAAUCACGGCAGAGAAGAGGUAGACGAAGAGGAGGAAGAGGAUGAUGAGGAGUCCAGUGAAGAGUCCGAUGAAGACGAUGAUGAUGAAGAGUCGAGUGAAGAAGAUGAUGACGAUGAUGAUGAGGAAAGUGAAGAAGACAGCGACGAAGAAGAAGAUGAAGAAAAAGAAGAAGGCGAUGAAGAAAGCACUCAAGGGGAGGAGCAUAAUAAGAACGAGGAUGAAGAGAAGAAAGGUAAAGGAGAAAAAGGAACUGAUGAACGUGAACUUCAAUCUAAAGGUUUCGGUAGUAAAGAACCUGUGAAGGUCGCUACAAAGAACCCUUCUCUCACCAAAACCCAAACCAGUAAAACUUCAAUCAGCAAGGAUUCGAGCAGCAAGACGUCAGUGAACGAGACUCCAGUUAACAAGACUCCCUUCAGUAAGACUUUGGUCAGUAAGACACCUGUCAGCAAGACUGUGGUCAGUAAGACACCUAUCAGCAAGACUUUGGUCAGCAAGACACCUGUCAGCAAGACUUUGGUGAGAAAAACGUUGGUUAUCGAACCUCAAGCAAAUCAGGAUUAUGGGUCAAGAAAAUUCAAGAAGCCACAAUUUUUAUCUAGCGUCUCCCCGAAAAAAAUCGACGACAGUCGAAGUCCUGUGCCUUCCAGUACCACUUUCAAGAGACCGAUUUUCAUUACAAGCCUUCCACCCAAAAGAAAAACCGCCCGUGAAAGCAUAGGGAACUACGGGACAAAAGUCCAGCCCAAAAAAGCCUAUUACUACGCUAAGUAG